Molecule: messenger RNA, 1626 nt
Organism: Trichoderma harzianum CBS 226.95
Lineage: Eukaryota; Fungi; Ascomycota; Sordariomycetes; Hypocreales; Hypocreaceae
Exons: 3
Source: RefSeq, a predicted model, not a curated record
AUGCCGCUAACGCCGCAGGCCGAGGAUCGCAUAUACAUUCUGGCUUGUGAGUGUGAAGAGUUGUUUAAAAAACAUCUUUCGAAAGGACACUCGCCUAUAAUCACAAGUCUUCUAGCGGAAUAUCAGCAACGAUUCUCAAUAUGGACAGCCUACUUGGGUGUUUUCGCACGCCCUAGUCAGUGCCUCGACAGAAGACUCCAGACUUUACAUGAUAUUCGAGAUAUUGUUUUACGUCUGUUGGGGUUGUUGAGGAGAUCUCUAUCGCUAUACACUGAAGAAACCUUAAAAUCGGGUGUGGAGAAAUCUCAAGACACAGAAGAAACCUUGAAAUCGAGUGUGGAGAGCUUGACCGAAAUUGAGGAGACACUUGAUCGACUCAAUCGACUGGGUGUUGCGAUCCGACAGUCAGCCAGACUGAAUCUCAAUCACCGAGUGAAACUCUUCACUCAGAAUGUCAAUGUGAAAGAUUUUGAACACUUAUUCACAACCAUGGUCCAAGUCCUUUACCCCAACGCACACCCAUCCUUACGGAGUCGUCUCGCAAGGUCCAUGACGGACAGGUUGGCAAGAAUAGUAUUUCUUAAGUCUCGACAACUUGCUCUAGCAACUCGACGAAACGAGCAGCCACAGCAGAUGGCUGAUAUUCCUGAAGAUGAGGCAGUGCAAGAGGAGGCAGCUCCUACCGCACAUAUUGCACACCAUCUGCCACCCCCUGUUAUAUCACAGCACUCGUUUCCUCAGCCCAUAGGUCCGCGUAGUUCAUUCUCCGACCUAUCAUCACUGGACACGGGUCUCUUCCGAUCUAGGCUAAACAAUAUAUGGCGUCCAAAGUCCAAAACUCGCAAGACAUCUUCUACCCAAAUUAAAUAUGACAAUUAUCCACGGCCACCGGAUCAGUCAGAGGGUGAGGUCGUAGUUUGCGAAUGGUGCGCCCAGCCACUUAACAGAGAGGAUCUAGAUCCCACGAGAUGGAGGCGACAUGUGGAUCGUGACUUGGAACCCUACAUAUGCCUUUCAGAAGAGUGUGCUGAGUCCUCCGCAGGAUUCUCGACCUUUGAAGACUGGUCUGAUCACAUGCAAACUCAUGGUCAGCGAUGGCAUCAAGAUGUAUACCUGAUGCCUUCAUGGAUAUGCGCUAUAUGUGAAGAUGAUCACAACACUUUUGGAGACCCGGAGAAUCUUCAUUCACAUAUGCAAGAGACGCAUAUUGACCAAUUUUCUGCCGAACAGAUUCAAAUAAUCUCACGACGAAGUAAGAUUUCUGGACGGAGAUCACUGAAUGAGUGUCCUCUCUGUUGUUUUCAGAUUCGAGACAUAGAUCUGGAAACGAAAGUUGUCUCGCAGAAACGAGCCGGAGAGCCAUUAGAGGGGAAGAGUAAUAAAACUACACGAACAAGUAUUGAUAGGAGUUCUCCAAAGCCUUAUGCAAAUACGGACAACUCUACGACUGAAUCUAGUUCUCAAGAAGCCAAGAUUAUGACUCAACAUAUUGCUUCUCACUUGCAAGCACUGAUGGCCCUUACCAUCCGGAUAGCUUCCCGACAAACCGAUCAAUCUGUCGCUAUGGAGAUAAGCAGCGAUGUUGUGGAUAGUGAUGACGCCUUCUCUUCAUCCCGCGACGAGGAU